This is a messenger RNA of Bacillus rossius redtenbacheri, 7123 nucleotides long. RefSeq lists its product as uncharacterized. NCBI's taxonomy places the organism in Eukaryota, Metazoa, Arthropoda, Insecta, Phasmatodea, Bacillidae. Bases 89 to 3214 code for a protein of 1041 amino acids. The record is from RefSeq and is a predicted model, not a curated record. The transcript has 13 exons.
GGCGCAAGGUCGCCGCCGGCCGUGACGGCGCGAGUGACGGCUGGAACUGGAGGCUCCAGUGGCGCUCCUGGCGGCCGGACGAGCGGUCAUGGCCACGGCUCUGCUCCUGCUGCUGCUCCAGCUGCUCCUGCUGCUGCUGGCGGCGCGCGUAUCUGGGCUCGUGAGCCAGCACGUGGCAGGCGCCCCCAGAGACUGCUACGAGAGGGUCGCCAUCGGCCAGAAGCUGUCGGCGGGCGUCGCGACGCGCUCCGUCGCGGCGCAGAGGGACGCCGACUGCGAGGCGGCGUGCGACGACGCCCUGGCCGACUGCGAGGCCUUCAGCUUCAGGCUGGACCCGCACACAGACAACGGCACCUGCUCCCUGGCCAAGGCUCUGCCCCCCAGGAGUUCCUUGGAGGAGGACCCCGACUCUGACGUGUUCGUCAAGAAGCAGGAGUGCCGCUUCACCCGGCCUGCGCCCCCUGAGUACGGGCCCCGUCCCGCCGAGCGCCCCACGGACUUCAGGGCGUGCUACCGGCGGCUGGCGGCGGGCAGGCGGCUGGCAGAGCGGCUAGUGAGGAGGUCGCUGCCAGCCCUCACCGUGCAGGACUGCCAGCGGGAGUGCUCCAGCGAGAGGCGCUUCACCUGCGAGGGAUUCAACUUCAGGCUGGACGCGGCGGGCUUCGGCCGCAGCCUGUGCGAGCUUGGAGCCACGCCCAGCGGACAGCUGGACGCCAGCUACGACCUGUACCCGGACCCCGACUACGACUACUACGAGUGGGACCGCGGCAGCUCGCCCGAGUGCCGCGCGGGCCCGGCCGCCGGCUCGCUGGACCGCUGGGGGGCCGAGUCCCCGGAGAGACGGCCCUACGGCGGCGGCUGGGGCAGCUACGAGCCGGUGCCGCACAGCUGGAGGCCCGCAUGGCGGCCGCCGCACUCACAGUCUCCGGGGGCGGUGGGCUACCCUCGCCCCAGGCCGCCCCCGCCGCCUCUUCACGGACAGUCUCCGGGGGCCGUGGACUACCCGCACCACAGACCGCCGCCCCCGCCUCUUCACGGACAGUCGCCGGGGGCCGUAGACUACCCUCGCCCCAGGCCGCCCCAGCCGCCGCCACCGCCAGUGCAGGACUGCUUCCUGAGGUACCGCACGGGGUUCCGGCUGGACCGACGGGCGGUGAGGUCGUCCCUGUCCGUGUCCUCCGUGCACGAGUGCGAGGCAGAGUGCUACAACCACAAGCACUUCGUCUGCAACACCUUCAGCUUCAGGUACAGCCUGGAGCCCAGCUUCCCGGCAGACAACUGCCAGCUGAGCGAGCGGCCGUACCGCGAGCUGGACGCCUACACCGAGGUGCUGCCGGACCGCGACUACGACAUCUACGUGCGAGGCGACCACCCGGGCACCUGCCUCGCCCCCCUGCCCGCGCAACAUCCCCCCGGCCGCCCGCACAUAGAGUGCUUCAUCAGGGUGCGCACGGGCCAGCGCCUGGACCACGCUGUCGUCAAGGAGUCCCUGAGCGCGCGCUCCGUCGUCGACUGCGAGAUCGAGUGCCUGCGCUCGCGCUUCUUCACCUGCCGCCUCUUCAGCUACAGGUACGGCUCGGCGGUGAUCGGCGGCGCGCCCCACAACUGCCAACUGUCGGACUGGCCCUUCGCGCAGCUGGACCCGCGCCGAGACGUGCGGGACGACGCAGAGUACGAGCUGUACGAGCGAGGCAGCUACGGCCACGGCUGCGAGGUGGACCGCCGCCUGCCCGCGCCGGCCCCCGACCGCCCGGGGACAGCCCAGUGCUACGUGGCCUACGGAAGCCCCGCGCGCCUGCUGCCGUCCGCGGUGAAGACCCAGCUGUCCGUGCCCUCGGAGGCCGACUGCAAGGCGGAGUGCGACAGGAGCCGGGACAAGUUCAUCUUCUACUGCGCCGCCUUCAGUUUCUGGAGCAAGCAGGACUACCACAGCGCGGCCACGCCCAACUGCCUGCUGACGGACGUGGAGCAGCACGACCUGCGGCCGGGGCUGGACUACGCCCACGAGGCCGGCCACUGGCUGUUCGCGUGGGACGGCCGCGACCCGCGCUGCUCCGAGCGGGUCCCCCACCGCCCGCCCUCCGGCCCCCUGGGCCACCUCGCCUCCACCGCGCUGGCCGUCUUCGAGCCGGGCAGCACCUGGCAGAGAUUCACCGUGUCGGGACGGCCGUGCAGACGCGGGGCGGCCUGCGCAGAGAACCCGGUGGCCGGCUUCUGGUCGUGCCCGCUGGAGGGCGGCGACGCCGGAGACUUCGACUACUGCUGUCGGCCGGGACACCACUGCGGCUUCUCCGAGGGCUUCAGCUACCCCUGGUGCUACGUCGGCAGCGCGAACCGCGACCAGUGGCGGCCGUGCAGCGACCAGUACUUCCCCUACCACGACCACGGCCCCCGGCCCCACGGAGACUACGGCCCGCCCCGCCACUGGCCCGUGGCGUACCUGCAUUCAGAGGGGCCUCCCAACGCCACCGUGCACUACUCGCGACCCGGCGCCGACUACCCACGGGCCGGCAACGACUAUCCUCGGACCGGAAACGACUAUCCUCGGACAAGCAACGACUAUCCUCGGACCGGCAACGACUAUCCUCAGACAGGCAACGACUAUCCUCGGACCGGCAACGACUAUCCUCGGACCGGCAACGACUAUCCUCGGACGGGCAACGACUAUCCUCGGACCGGCAACGACUAUCCUCGGACCGGCAACGACUAUCCUCGGACCGGCAACGACUAUCCUCGGAUGGGCAACGACUAUCCUCGGACCGGCAACGACAAUCCUCGGGCCGGCAACGAAAACUCGCGGCCUGGCACCAGCGCCUUCCCCUCGCCAUUCGACGACCAGGACAACCACAUCGGCCCUGAAGCGUACCGCCACAGCUACGGGAAGCAGAUGGCGAGGUACGGCUACCCGCCUGCCAACCGCAGCACGCCGUACCGGCCGGCCGCCGAGCACAAAGAGGAAGACCGCCUGUUCGACGUGGUGGAGGAGAAGAUGGACGCGGGCAACGCCACCCGGGAGGAGGCCCCGGCGACGAGGGAGACCCCCCAGCCCCGGCUGGUGCAGGCCCCCGCGAGGAUGUGGAGCUGGCGGGAGAGCGACCUCGACGGGAAGCCCACCGGUCGGGUGGUGAUCCGGAGGAGGGUCCGCCCCGGCCCCGUCCUCAUCACCGCGACCAACCCGGUGCCCGUGAGCGUCGCCCCGAGGCGACAGUCCUGACGGGCGCACCGUUCCCCCCCCCCUCCCCAAUCCCUCCGGCACGUUUCGCUCUCGCACGCGUCGUGAGUCCUGCGAGUCGACCGCCCAAGAUACCCGGUGAGCUGGGCCGAGGCUGGCUCACGUGGCUGGCAAGGCUCAACUAGAACCCCCAGUAAUACACACAGUUUACAAGUGCAAUAGCCCACUGCCUUGAGCCCCUAAGUGCGUAACUGAACUUCCUCACGUUCCAUAACAUAGCCAGGAAGAGACAAUAUCAGGAUAAAUACUACCCCUCCCCCCUUCCACAUAGCUUAUGUGGCAGCUCUUCAAAAAAAAAAAUUAUUUGCAUUCGGUUCUAGCUUGAACAUAAAAUCAGGUUUUUUUAAGCUGCCAAGAAAACAAAAAGUGGUCCAAAAAUACAAGUUAAGUGCCACAACAAAUUUUUGGCAGCAAACGCAAAAUAAAAUCUCUAUUUUUUUCCUCUCCUGCCAGGAAAUUUGCGUCCAGCCCUGGUUCUAUAAAGAAGUUAAACCAAAGGAAGAAAUUUAAUUUUAAACUUCAACUCUUGAUAGCUUUACUAAGAACACAAGCUAAAAAUAAUUUAAAUAUUUUGGCUAGCAUAGUAAAAAAAAUUAAAUACUUUACAUAAAAACCAUUUUUGAAUUGGAAAGAACUUGCAAUAAGCAUUAGCAAGGGCACUAAACUGAUAAAUGUUAGUUAAGUUAGUGGUUUGAUUCUUUCAAUGUGGUGGAGUUUUCCCACUAAUAUCACCCCCCCCCCCCCCCCCCCAAAAAAAAAAUACUCUGUUUAAUAAGAUUGCGCAGAGGGAUUCAAAUGAACACGAUCGUGGACAAGGAAAAUACACUUUGUACACUUCGGCAGCCAUGGAAAUAUCAGCACUAAUAGGUUAGCAUACGGCGACGACGGAAAAAACAUCACGACGCAGUGCAAAAGCGAAACAGCUCACAAUAUCAAAACUUAUGUUGAUUCAACAAAUAACAUAUUCAAGACAGCAUCAUAUAAGUUGUUGCAUUCUUGCCUUACUGAUUUAUAGCAGAAUUUUCAUAGAUGACAUAUUUAUGUCUGGCAUCAAUUUAAUCAAACAUUAUUAAUUUAAGAUAAGUAUAAGUUGACGGCACAUUUUGUUUGUAAUACAAAAAGUUAAGUGUUCCAACCUUCAGAUCACAGAAAUUUUUAGGGGUUUGCCUAAAUUAUGGUAGACAGAAAAGUAUGAGAUAAUAUAAAAUAUAUACUAAUCAAUUUUCAAAAUCUUUAGUUUUGAGGUAUCCUACAUACACCUUCUUGCCAUAUGCAAUAAUGAGACUUUUUUACUGAUGCAAAAGUAGGUUGUAUAACCAAUAUUUGUAGCAUUAAAGAACAUGCCUUUUCAUGUAAGUUAGGAUAAGUAAAGUUAGUCCCGCCAAUCUAUGAUCAUUUAAAUAUUUAUCAACAACUUCUCGCCCAACGAAGCAUGAAUUCAACGUUUGUGUGUGAACCAGUGAAAUUAUUAGAUUUGCAAAUAUUGGUGAAAAGCCCAAAAUAUUAAUUAUAACAUUAGUAAACUCAAAAGGCACAGAAUUAAUUCCAUUAUUAAUAUCGUCACCCUUUUGGUCAUUUAUGGUGGCAUCAUGAUUCCUAAAUGAAAAAAAUUGGUACCAAAGAAGUAAACUUUUGGAGAUAUUGUUAAAAAUACACAAAAUGUGAACCCUACUGUAAUUUGUAUUUCACCCAAAAUCUCAUUGAGUAAAAUCCUACUCCAAAAUCAGCAGAAAAAGUAUAUAAUAGGUGACACUAUUCAUCAUUAUUAAUUAUCAAUAAUUGAUCCACUUUUGAAUUUUAUAGCAGUUUGAUGUAUCUCAAAUAUGAACUUUGUACUUCCUACAUCCAGAACACUUAAAUCAAAUACUUUUGUGUCCUUAAAAACCAAAGAAAAUUUUUAUCAACUCAAAUGAACUUAGUAAUCUGAAACUUCUUGUGUAACUGCAUAUCAAUAAUUAAAAAAAAACAGUUAGUUGAUAUAAUUUGCAGUUCUACAAAGCAAUUUACCCAAAAUAUCAUUUCAAAUCUCUCUUUAAGUGAAUUGACUUAUCUAAAUUUUAGUUAAAUUUUGACCCUAACAAAUAUUUAACGUCUAAUAUUCCACUUUAUGAGUGUAUUCCAUAUUUUCAAACAGACUAUGUAUUUUUAUCUAGUCUACUACAUACUAUAAUCAAACUUAGACAAUAGUACUGAAGGAUCCUUAGUAUUUUUUUUGUCUCUGACCUUACCAUUCCCUAAAACUGCCUAUAUCAUGCCAAUUGAUAAAUUUUAUAACCAAAAGAGCUAAUGCAUACUGAAAAUGACAUGUAACGAUAAUGAUCAACUCAAAGAUGCAUCAUGCAUACACACCCGAGUGGUUGCAUUAAUAAAUGCAUCAGCAUUCCUCAUGAAAGUUUGGACGCUAAGCAAAUAUACAGCAUCCAGCAUCCGUAUUGAUGUGAUUUAUUUGGGUCCGUUACGUUAACGGAUCCUCUGGGUAACUAUUGGGGUACAGCCUUGGUGUAUUUCUAUAAACUAAUUCAUGACAGAAAUUUUUUUUCUACAGCUUCGACUAAGGGCGAAAUAAGAUUAUUCUGUGAUGAUAUGUUUGAACAUGUGGUGAUUCGUGUGUAAGUAUUUGUAUAUAGUGAGUAUGUUGUGUUGAAUGUAAUCAUCCUAGAUAGCACAAUAUUUCUUUGUACGUAAUUUUUUUACAUCAAUAAACCAAAAUUAAAAAAGAUAGUCUCAUAUUUACUUUAAAUAGAUCUACACUAGUAAAAUAACAAAUGAAAUAAAGAUAUCUAUCUGGGUUACAUAGCAUUUUCCUAGCACUUUGACAAAUCAUCUUGCCUUAACAGCCCGUAAGAAAACUUGUUUCUAAAGCAAAUUAUAACUUUACACAUUUCCUAAUAAUCUUUUAUUUUAUCUUUUAGCCUUGCUCUGAGUUUCAGUAUACGCGAGCAUUUAAAAGCUGAGUGAAGAAAAAUUUUUCUCCAAAAAUUAGUGUGGAUUUUAAAACUAGCAAUUCUACAGAAAUAACAUAUUCGAACCACAGAUCCCGGAUCUAAUGAAAAAAGGCAAUUUGCUCAUCCUGAAAGUAGGGGAACGGAUGGUUGCCUUGGCUCCGUGGAAUAUUCGCCUCGGAUUUAAUGCAAUGUGAGAACAUUCUAGCCCUGUCCCACAGCACGAUUUAGUCCACUCAACUAGUUUCAAGUGGUUGAGUAUUUAGCAUCUACACUGUACAUCUCAUACUAAUAAUUUUAAUUUGUACAUCAUCUUUGCUUUUCAGAUUUUGUUAAAUACUUAAAUAUUGGGAGACUAACCUUUUACCCACAAAUUAUUAAUUUACAUACUGGUUUUUAAUGCAGUAAUGUCUCCUCAGAGAGAGAGAGAGAGAAAAAUAAUGAACUGAUUUAUUUACAUUGAUGAAGUCGAGUACCAAUUAUAUACAUACAUUGCAAAGUCUCAAUAUGCAAAGUAAAUGCUCUGAUGACCAAAUUAUGUUACAUAGAGAUCGAUCAGAAAUUACUUUUCAUUCGCCAGAUUUUACAAGAAACCAGGCCAAAAAAACUUUAGACACAAGUCGUUCCAAUUUUGAACGACAGGGACUUGAAGUUGGCCAGUUGCGGACAAGUUGGCGAAAGAACUAGGAGACGCGCACACAUGCUGUGAUGUUGCUGAUGUGUAUGUGCUACAUUCUUCCCCCUCCUCCCACCAACCCCUGUCCCCUUCCAGCGCACCUCUCAUGGUCACUAGCUAGUGACUGGUUGUCUUAAAGUAGUACUUAGAAUUUCUAUUUAACCAUGGUAUACUUUAAACCACAAGUCUGGCUACUUCUUUUAUAGCUGAUCUUCAAAAUGCUAUUUUGCUCUCUAUACACACUCCUUAUGCUAAUACACACAUAUUAAGUAU